GGUGAAGGAGCUACGAUGUAGAAGAAAGACUUGCGUAAUAAUUUAAGGAUGCCUGAGCCAUUAUAUGAUGAACUUUUGCACUUAGUAACACCUAUUAUAUCUAGACAGGCUAGGCUCGCGGCUCGCGGCUCGCGGCGGUGACAGACGUGCGAGCCAAGGCGGGCUUCGAGUAAAAUUUCAAACAUGUUGGAUCGUCAACGAACUUACUCGACGGUUUCUAAACUCUCCGCCUCUAUGCCUUGGCUGUUUCUGCCCCGUGGAUAACACCAUGUGCUCCCGCUGCGGCUGGCCGAUAUGCAGCGAAGCUUGCGAGAAGGCACCACAGCAUAAGAUAGAAUGCGACGUCUUCUCUGCUGUUAAAGUCAGAUUCCAACCUGUAGAUGACUGGACUGUGCCCUCGCCGCAACUUGAUUGUAUUACGCCUUUAAGGAUGCUUAUAGCAAAAGAACAAGACCCAGACCGCUGGCAACGCGAGCUCGAAGUUAUGGAGACUCACACUAAAGAACGGAAGAACAGACCUACUUGGGAAGCUGAACAGACCAAUGUCGUCAAUUUCCUGCUAAACCAUUGCAAACUUGGAGCAAGAUUUAGUAGUGAAUUAGUUGAAAAAGUUUGCGGUAUACUAGCGGUGAAUGCUGUAGAAAUUCCAUCAAGAGGCGGUUUUAGUUCACACGCUGUAUAUCCAUUUCUGGCCAUCACUGCCCACAGCUGCGUUUCUAAUAUUGUGCAUACGAUAUUAUAUGAUGAUUAUCGAGUACAAGUUCGUGCAGCUGUACCUAUCAAAGCAGGGGAUAUUUUAUACCUAAGUUACACACACGCGUUGGCUCCGACGAUCACUAGACGGGAAUAUCUCCUCGAGUCCAAGUUCUUUAACUGUGAAUGUCAGAGAUGUGCAGAUCCAACUGAACUUGGGACUCAUCUGAGCACGUUGAAAUGCAGCAAAUGUGAUAAUGGCGUCAUAAUGUCUAAUAAUUCAUUAGACAAUGAUGCUGAAUGGAAUUGCACGGAUAAGAAAUGCGGUUUCAAAACGAGUGGUGCUGCCAUGCGCAAGAUGUUAGCAGUUAUUCAAGCAGAAGUCGAUCUACUCGACUCCUUAGAACCGGGCCCACAAGCUAUCGAACAAAGGGAAGCAUUUAUAAAUAAGUACAAGUCGGUGUUCCACCCUCGUCAUUCUGUGUUGCUAUCUGUAAAGUACACACUAGCGGAAUUAUACGGGCGGGUAGAAGGCUACACUAUCGACGAGUUGCCAGAUUUGAUGCUCGAACGAAAAGUAGAAAUGUGUCGACUGGUCCUGAAGACUCUCGACAUAAUUUUACCCGGAGAAAGUCGUAUGAGAGGUAUGAUGUUAUACGAACUGCACGCCCCGCUCAUGUACUUAGCGAGGAAUGAAUUCAGUGCUGGGAUCAUAGCGCAAGAACAACUCAAAGAAAAGUUACAAGAGCCAUUGCAGUGUUUGGCUGAAGCUGCGAGAAUUCUACAAAGAGAGGAUCCACAAAGCCCCGAAGGAAUUAUUGGGAAUAUAGCGUAUCAAUCAAUGGAACAGUUAAAACUUAGCUUAGAUACCUUGUAACAGAGGAAUAAAUUUAUAUGGAAAAUUAGCUUAUAUUUAGAAAAUAGUUAAAACUAAGGUUUACUUAUCGACAUUUUAAGCGUAGACUUCGAUCAUUAUUUGCAAAUCAAACUUAAAACUGUCCUCAAAUGUGUUUGUAAAAUUGUAGUCAAUUAAACAAAAAUUAAAGCAAAAUACUAAUAAGAAAAUGAAUUGAACCUUAUUGCCAUGUAUUAAAGUUGAAUUUACAAAGUAUAUUGUUAUUUGUUGUGGACGAUUUUUAUAGCUGAUUGUGUCUAGUUUUUCGAUGAUAGAUUACUGUAGAUUUGUAGUUAAUUGCACGUGUCAUUUUAUGUAACAAUAAAAAAUUGUGAUAGUGUUUUUUAUUGAAUAAAAUAAAACAAUUUGGUUCCAAUA
Colias croceus (clouded yellow) is the source of this 1966-nucleotide messenger RNA. It is a transcript of the gene SmydA-3, whose product is annotated as SET domain-containing protein SmydA-8. The coding region runs from base 269 to 1570 and encodes 433 amino acids. Lineage: Eukaryota; Metazoa; Arthropoda; Insecta; Lepidoptera; Pieridae. Gene Ontology annotation, molecular function: protein binding. The transcript is spliced from 8 exons. The record is from RefSeq and is a predicted model, not a curated record.